This is a messenger RNA of Williopsis jadinii, 1353 nucleotides long. It is a transcript of the gene GYP1, whose product is annotated as GTPase-activating protein GYP1. The transcript has a single exon. Lineage: Eukaryota; Fungi; Ascomycota; Saccharomycetes; Phaffomycetales; Wickerhamomycetaceae. Gene Ontology annotation, biological process: activation of GTPase activity. Gene Ontology annotation, molecular function: GTPase activator activity. Bases 1 to 1353 code for a protein of 450 amino acids. The record is from RefSeq and is a predicted model, not a curated record. Gene Ontology annotation, cellular component: Golgi apparatus.
AUGGGGGCCUCGUUCUCACAUCUGGGUCUAAGUAAUGACGUUGUAUCAUCGGUAGUGAGCCUUCCAUCGAGUAACACCGGUAAGAAGAGCUCUUCUAAGUCUAAGAAUCUACAGCGAUGGACCUCCUCAGGGUUAUCAACCCCAAGGGACUCAGAACAUUAUACCGAUUUGGAUGACGACUGGGACUCAAACGUUGAGAAUUGCUUGACAAGUGUGAAUUCACAGCCCAAGUUCAUUGAGAAUAAGCCCACCUUUGAGUACCCAUUGAUUAGAAAGAUCAGCUCCGGUGUCAAAUCCAGCACAGAUGAUGGAGCUCUCGCACUCUAUGCACCACAUAUCCUCCAAGAAGAAGAGAGUCAUAAAGAGUUGGAAGAGAUGAAUGCAAAACUAUCCAGGUACCAUAGAUUUAAGCAUCUCGUUGAAGAAUCAACUGUGGAUAUGGACAAACUGAAAAAAAUGGCAUGGAAUGGUAUCCCUUCUGAAUUAAGACCGAUUAGUUGGCAAUUAUUAGUUGGAUACCUCCCUACUAAUUCCAAUAGACGUGAAGCACAACUUCACAGAAAGAGACAAGAGUACUUGGGACUCAUAGAACAAGAAUUCACUAAGGAAAAAGACGCACAGACAUGGCAUCAAAUCGAAAUUGACAUUCCAAGAACAAAUCCACGUAUCAAGCUGUAUGGGUUCAAGUCCACUCAGAGAUCCCUGGAAAGAAUUCUAUACCUAUGGGCUGUCAGACAUCCUGCAUCUGGUUAUGUUCAGGGUAUCAAUGAUUUGGCAACGCCUUUCUAUCAGACCUUUCUGAGCGCAUACAUCAAGGAUGAAACCGAUGUGACGCAAUUCGAUCCAAGUACCUUGCCAAAAGAUUCGAUAGAUGCCAUAGAGGCUGAUACGUUCUGGUGCCUAACAAAGCUCUUGGAAGGCAUCCAGGAUAACUACAUCCAUGCACAGCCAGGCAUCAUACGACAAGUGAACGAAUUGAAAGACCUCGUGAGGAGAAUUGAUACAGAGUUGUCAAACCAUCUGGAUGACGAAAACGUUGAGUUCAUCCAGUUCUCCUUCAGAUGGAUGAACUGUUUGUUGAUGAGAGAAAUCAGCAUGGAGAGCACAAUCCGUAUGUGGGACACCUAUCUCAGUGAACCGAAUGGCUUCAGCGAAUUCCACGUCUACGUCUGCGCAGCCUACUUGGUCAAGUGGAGCGACGAGUUGAAGAAGAUGGAUUUCCAGGCCAUCAUGAUGUUCUUACAGGACCCACCGACUAAGAACUGGACAGAAAAGGAUGUAGAACUUUUACUGAGCGAAGCAUUCAUCUGGCAGAGUCUCUAUAAGAAUGCCACGGCUCAUCUAAGAGGAUAA